GCGGCCGAGGCGCGGAGGAUCGCGGCGGGCGGUGAGGCUCCCCCGAUGCGGCACGGCUGCUCCCGAGCCCCCGGGGCCAUGGCGGAGCCGCGGUACUUGCAGGCCGAGUGCGCUUUCCGGCCCGGGGCACACACGGUGCGGGUGACCCUGACCCGCAGCACCUUGCGGGUGGAGGUGGAGGCUCACGGCACCAGCGACCUGUGGAGGGGCGAGUUCGAUGCCGCCUUCAUCGAGGACCUGACCCGCAAAACGGGGAAUUUCAAGCAGUUUGGCAUUUUCUGCAGCAUGCUGGAGUCGGCAUUGACACAGAGCAGCGACUCCGUCAGCCUGGAGCUGCUCACCUUCACCGACCUGGAGACCCUGCACAGCCGGAAAGUGGGGGCAGUCACCCGGCCUUCCCCUUCCACCUCAUCCCCCCUCAACAGCAAGCGCUACCUCAUCCUGGUGUACUCUGUGGAGUUCGAUAGGAUCCAUUACCCGCUGCCGCUGCCCUACGCGGGCCGGCCGGACCUCGUGGUGCUGGUGCGGGAGCUGCAGGAGCAGCUGGGGCAGCUCCGGGCGCGGCGCCUGGAGGAGACCCAGCACUUGCGGGACGCGCUGUGGCAGGCACUGGAGGAGAAGCGGGCAGCAGAGAGCCGGCACCAGCGCGAGUACCGGCAGCUGGCUGCAGAGCUGGCCCAGGCAAAGGCGUCAGAGCAGAAGCUGCAGCUGCGGGUGAAGAACUUGACAGCUGAACUGGCCUCCUGCAGGAGGGGCCGCCAGAGAUCUGCCAGCCCAGCCCCACGCGCCCAGGAGCGACGCUCAGCAUCCCUGGAGAGCCACAGGAGCAGCCGAGGCCACGCCUCACCCAAGUCCCUGUCACCUGCAGGCUCCCGCCCACCACGCUUCGACCCCACUGCCUUUGUCAGGGCCCGGCAGCGCCGGCAGAAGGAGGCUGAGCUCAGAAACCAGCGGCGUGGAGUGGCUUCUGGCAGCAGCAGCCCGGCCAGGAGCCACAGGCGCAGCUCAUCUGCUGAAAGCUCCCGGAGCUGGCGCCAGGGAGGGAGCCCUGGGAGCAAAGCCCCCGAGCCCGUGCCCUGCAGGGACAGGAGAGUGACCCGUGCACGGAGACCCCUGAGCACCUCACUCUGCAAUAGCCCCUGUGUGGCGCCUCGCCCAGCUGCCAGCCACAAGCUGCCAGUGUGCAGGACUGCUGGCAAGCGCCCUGGUAAAGAGAACCGCUCCAAGGAGCCCUCAGCUGAGCUGGCUGAGAUCGAUGCCCGGCUGCAGGCUCUGCAGGAGUACAUGGACAGCCUCAACACCCACAUGUGACCCCUCCAGGGACACACACCCUCUCCCUGUGUCCUCUGCAGUUUUGUACAAGUGUCCCCCCCAAAUAAACUCUUGUGUGGCCCCAGAGGGUGUCCUUCUUGGGAUGGGGUGAGGGCAGUGUCCCCUGGGAGAGACAGUGUUGGGGCUGAGGGCACCAGGGACAUCACAAGAGGGUGACAGUAUCAGUGCUUGGGGACAUGUGGGAUACAGCCCAGGCCACCAAUCUCGUCUCCUGGGCUACCAGUGAAGUCAAAGGCCACUGCAAUGUGACACCAUCACCGAUGUCACCAUACUCUGUCCCCACUCCUGCAACACUACUGUCCUCACAGUGCUGGCUGAGCUCCCCACUAUGGCUCUGACACUACCACAGUUUUAUUCAGUUCCAUGUCUCAUAAAACAGUGGCAUUUGGGGACAAUGGUGAUGAGCCAGCACCAGGCUCAUCAGUUCAGGGAUGGUGGCAGCUGGCCAGCAGUGAAGAUGUCACCAGAGCAUGCAGGUCCUGGGGCACCAGGCUGGCGGUCUCUGUGCCAAAGCCACUGUUUGGUGUCACUGUGGUACACUGGUGAUGAUGCCACCGUGGUGAGGAGGUCUUCAGGGUCAGUGUGAGGUGCUGCAACCAUAACUCACAACUCCACUCACAGCAGGAUGAUCCUGCCGGUGAUGACCCCGCCGAGGCAGAUGCGGCAC
Messenger RNA from Camarhynchus parvulus, 1999 nucleotides. RefSeq names its product coiled-coil domain containing 61 (gene CCDC61). Bases 46 to 1311 code for a protein of 421 amino acids. Gene Ontology annotation, cellular component: centrosome. NCBI's taxonomy places the organism in Eukaryota, Metazoa, Chordata, Aves, Passeriformes, Thraupidae. The transcript has 14 exons. The record is from RefSeq and is a predicted model, not a curated record.